This is a messenger RNA of Aspergillus steynii IBT 23096, 2084 nucleotides long. RefSeq names its product F1F0 ATP synthase subunit alpha. Gene Ontology annotation, molecular function: proton-transporting ATP synthase activity, rotational mechanism; ATP binding; ADP binding. Lineage: Eukaryota; Fungi; Ascomycota; Eurotiomycetes; Eurotiales; Aspergillaceae. Bases 340 to 2010 code for a protein of 556 amino acids. Gene Ontology annotation, biological process: proton transmembrane transport; proton motive force-driven ATP synthesis. The transcript has 6 exons. The record is from RefSeq and is a predicted model, not a curated record.
CGAAAAUACCAUGUAAGAAAAGGCAGAAAUCCGUAGAGGCCAUAUCGGUCGGACUCUAAAAAUUAGCUAGACGCCCGGGCGAGUGGUAGUCGUGGGAACAGACACCCGCAAUUCUCGUGCUUGGGCGCGGGCUGGCAGUCCCGUGAGCGCACUAGGGCGGCUUCGGAGGUUGCUGAGGCUCGGCAAACUAGGCUUAGUGCCGUUCUGAGAAUCCUCCCAACCCCGACGACAAAGCUCUCCUUCCAUCCAUCCACAAUCCUCUCUCCUCUCUCCUCCUCCCCCCAAUUACAUCUCUCCUUCAGAGAAACCACUCUCCCACUCCUCUGAACCCCCAUCACAAUGUUCAGAAACGCUUUGCGGCAGUCCAGCCGCACCGUUGCGGCCGCCUCUGCCACCGGCCGGAUCGCUUCGGUCCGCGCCGCUGUUCCCGGCCCCAUCUCCGGUGCUUCCAAGCAGGUCCGUACCUACGCUGCUGAGGCCAAGGCUGCUCCCACCGAGGUUUCUUCCAUCCUCGAGCAGAGAAUCCGUGGUGUUCAGGAGGAGGCCGGCCUUGCCGAGACUGGCCGUGUCCUUUCCGUCGGUGAUGGUAUUGCCCGUGUCCAUGGCAUGACCAACGUCCAGGCUGAGGAGCUGGUCGAGUUCGCCUCCGGUGUUAAGGGUAUGUGCAUGAACUUGGAAGCCGGCCAGGUCGGUGUUGUGCUUUUCGGUUCCGACCGUCUGGUCAAGGAGGGUGAGACCGUCAAGCGUACCGGAGAGAUUGUUGAUGUCCCCGUCGGCCCUGAGCUUCUCGGCCGUGUCGUCGAUGCUCUGGGUAACCCCAUCGACGGCAAGGGUCCCACCAACACCAAGGCCAAGAGCCGUGCUCAGCUCAAGGCCCCUGGUAUCCUGCCCCGUCGCUCCGUCAACCAGCCCGUCCAGACUGGUAUGAAGUGUGUCGACUCCAUGGUGCCCAUCGGCCGUGGUCAGCGUGAGUUGAUCAUUGGUGACCGUCAGACCGGUAAGACCGCUGUCGCCCUUGACGCCAUGCUGAACCAGAAGCGUUGGAACAGCACCUCCGACGAGGCCAAGAAGCUUUACUGCAUCUACGUCGCCGUCGGUCAGAAGCGUUCCACCGUCGCUCAGCUCGUCAAGACCCUUGAGGAGAACGACGCCAUGAAGUACUCCAUCGUCGUUGCUGCUACUGCCUCCGAGGCCGCUCCUCUGCAGUACCUCGCUCCCUUCACUGGCUGUGCCAUGGGUGAGUGGUUCCGUGACAACGGCCGUCACGCCGUCAUCAUCUACGAUGACCUGUCCAAGCAGGCCGUCGCCUACCGUCAGAUGUCCCUGCUGCUUCGUCGUCCCCCCGGUCGUGAGGCCUACCCCGGUGACGUUUUCUACCUCCACUCUCGUCUCCUUGAGCGUGCCGCCAAGAUGAACGACAAGCACGGUGGUGGUUCCCUUACCGCUCUGCCCGUCAUCGAGACCCAGGGUGGUGACGUGUCUGCCUAUAUCCCCACCAACGUCAUCUCCAUUACCGACGGCCAGAUCUUCCUGGAGGCCGAACUUUUCUACAAGGGUAUCCGUCCCGCCAUCAACGUCGGUCUGUCCGUCUCCCGUGUCGGUUCCGCCGCCCAGGUCAAGGCCAUGAAGCAGGUCGCUGGUUCCCUGAAGCUUUUCUUGGCCCAGUACCGUGAGGUCGCCGCUUUCGCCCAGUUCGGUUCCGAUCUCGAUGCUACCACCAAGCAGACCCUUGCCCGUGGUGAGCGUCUGACCGAGCUCCUCAAGCAGAAGCAGUACUCCCCCAUGGCCGUCUCCGACAUGGUUCCCCUGAUCUUCGCCGGUGUCAACGGUUUCCUUGACCAGGUCCCCGUCGCCAAGAUCCUCCAGUGGGAGGCUGACAUCCUCGCUCACCUCAAGAGCAACCACCCCGAGAUCCAGCAGACCAUCGAGAAGGAGGGCCAGGUCAGCAAGGACCUCGAGAACCAGCUCCGUGAGGUCAUCGGUGCCUUCAACAAGUCUUUCAACGCAUAGACAAGUUAGCUUGUACAAUUUGAGACCACUGUUUUCUUUUUCUUUUCAUCAGAGUUUCGGGUUGGCUGGGGGCC